AAUGAGACAGUUGUCUUAUGAUUAGUUUACAUGCCAUACAGAAAUUGAUAAUUAGCCCCAUUUAAGAACUAAUAGUUAAUCUAUAUCCAUCGCUGAUAUACAUACUGCUGAUACAAACAGAAAAUUAUAAUAAAUUGCUUUUGAAUCGAUAGAAUAUUUACAAUAAGAGGAGGCAGAAGAGAAGGAAUAUAUCAUUCUUUAAAAUAGCAUUCGAUAGUAAUUAGCUAUGCAACUUAAAAUUGAAAAUUUAGGUAGGAAUAUACUAAAUUUAUAGCUAAGUUUGAUUUUUCAAAUUUGGAGAACAAAAUACAACUGAUUUUUUAAUGGAUCAUUGUAGUGUUUUAUAGGACUAGUAGCGAAAUGUUUGAAUGGAAAUCUUUUAAGGUAACGUAUAUCUGAGAAUGAAAGGAAAUUUGUAUAAUUGAAGAUAAAGGGGUGGAUUUAAGAAACAGAAUUGGUUUGAAAAACAUAGUUAGAAUGACAAAAUUAGAAUUUGAACUCACCAAAUAAUUGAUGCUAUAUAGAAGUAGUAUUGAAUCCAAAAAUAACAAUAACAAAGAAGUUGUUUAAUUUAUAAGUUAAAUUUUUGACAUAAUAUAAAUAAUAAUAAGAACUUUUGAAGCUGGCUAAAAGGUUAUGCGAAUUGAGGAAGAAUUAAUAAAAGUAAAAUUUAUCAUAUCAUUAGAGAUAAAUUUAAGAAAGUUAGUCAAAGGAGGAAGAAAAAUGA
Molecule: messenger RNA, 727 nt
Organism: Paramecium octaurelia
Lineage: Eukaryota; Ciliophora; Oligohymenophorea; Peniculida; Parameciidae
Source: the annotation of a GenBank genome assembly